Lepisosteus oculatus (spotted gar) is the source of this 4494-nucleotide messenger RNA. Its product is annotated as mucin-2. The record is from RefSeq and is a predicted model, not a curated record. NCBI's taxonomy places the organism in Eukaryota, Metazoa, Chordata, Actinopteri, Semionotiformes, Lepisosteidae.
CCCACCCUCUGGCUCAGCCCCGGCACAUCUGCCACAUCUGAUAAGGAAGUGGCCCCCCCUGCGCAGGAAGAGUGGAAUAAUAACCCGGAUACGUCUGCUGCGGCUCUAUCUCUUUCAGAGAUGACCGCUGUUCUAGGCUCCUUGACUGCGAGCCAGGCGAAGGAGGGAGACCGCCCGGCGUGGCCCAGGACCCAGGGGGCAGGCCGGGCUGCAAGGGCCACUCCCCCUGGUACAGAGCCCCUGCCAGCUCUCCGCACUGACCCGCCUGCUCCAUCCGCCGGUGGCACCUCUGCCCCCGCCUCUUUGUCGCUGAGCUGGUAUCCGUCCUUCAGGGCUCUGGGCAGCACGGCUGUGCCCAGGGUGACAGGCCUCACUCCGUUCGCAGGAGCAGAUGGGUCUCAAGCUGUUGAUCCUGCGGCCUCCUCUACUGUAAUCGUCCUCCACGGUGCCCGUCACACACUGACUGUGCCCAGCGGUGCCCCAGGCCUUCAUCAGAUGCCUUCUGAGCUGCAGACUGACCAGCGUCAUCGCGCCACUGAUCCCACUGAUGCCACCACAGGGCAACGGCAAAAAACCAUGGACACCUUUCCUCGGGGCACAGCUUCCCCUCCUGUAGCCAAGGCCUCUCCCGGUCUUGCGUGUCCCGGUUGCUACCCUUCUGCAACAGAGCCAGCGCGAGAUCCGACUGGCCUGAAAUCCUUGCUCGAGGGGACUCGGAGAACGACUGAUGUGGAGAGCAGAGCUGUCAGCAAGCCGGUCUCUGACUUGGGUAUAGAGCGUUACAGCCACACCCCUGGGGCAACCUUCACUGGAACUGACUCGACUGUGAGUUGGCAGGGCGUAACAACGAUGGCGUCUCACUCAGUUGCUCUAGAAACCACUGCUACCUCUGUGCAGCUGUCCCCCCGGGGAGGGGCCCACCUCGGGCUCACAGAUGCACAUUCCAUGUUUCCGGUGGAUGCUGGGGUUUUAUUACAUGUGACUGAACCAGAAUUUGGCGUGAAAGUGCCCCCGGUGCACAGCACUGUUGCAGACACGGACCAAGGACAAAGAGAGGGGACGUCCAGCACAGGAAACCAAAGCAGUGUGAUGAUCACAGAGAGAGGGGACGUAGGUGCCAGCUCAUCUCCACACAAGGUGGUUACUCUGGUUACCAGAAGCUUGUCUGACGACAAGGGGUAUGAUGUCUCUUUGAGAGGUGUGUCUGACGAAGAUGUCCUGACGCCUGUCUCGACACAGGGGUUCAACCCCAGAUCACCUACUGGUAACUCUGUCACAGAGGACCAGAGCGUGUCCUUGGGUCCUGCUGUUCUAGGAGAGACAGUCAGUGCUGAUAUGGCUGUCUCCCCACGGGCAGGGACAGCAUUCUGGGAAGUGGAGACCAGUGUCAACGCAGGGAGCCCUCAGGAGUUAUCCCCCACACUGAGGACUCAGUCAGACCGACCCCUGCCCCACUUUGACCAGUUUUCAAGUCCUGCCACUGUGACCCACACAACAGAGCCAGGAUCAGUGGGCGGCACAAGCAAGGCUCUUGACCAUUCGCCACAUCCCCACAGCUCUGUACCACCCCAGGCUGAGACAGGCUUCUCUGGGUCAGCUGACAGAUAUGGCCUCACCUCUGCAACAGCAUUCCCUGAGCCUUUCGCCACCUCCAGAAAGGACACCAAUCCAAGCCCAUUCUCAGGGAGCUCCUACUCUACCUCACUGCCAUCCACGGGCACGGACACUAUAGUGGAUCGCAUAGCAACCAGCCACCCCCCAUCUCCAUCUUCCUCUUCCUCCAUUGAGCCACGGGGGCAUUCACCUCUUCCCCAGACAGAUUCCUCCCCUCCUUCUCCGAGCGACCCUCCUGCACAUGAUCCUCGCCCGGAGGCGGAGACGUCAGUCCUGCGAGGCACCAUGCCGGUGACCAGCACAUGGGAGAGUCCCCUGACGCAGUCGAGACAAUGGGGGGCCGUCCCCAGAAGUCCCGAGGGACACUCCCACUUCUCUUCACCUACCCGUGCUAUCACGGCUUCUCCCAAAGACCCAACUAACCCAGCGGAUCCUGAGAGCUCCAGGCCCACCGGGAAGGGUCUGGAUUUGAGCUCUUACACCCCAUCAGCGCAUCACGGUGUGGCGUCACCUUCUGUUUACGCCAGUCCAGCUGGGGGUGACACUGUCGCUGACUCAGGAGCAAGAGGGAGUCCCAUCUUUCCGUUGUCUGCGGCCCCCACCUCAAGGACACCCAUUGUACCCGAGACACUCAGCCCCACAGUGUCGGAGGGAAAGAGUGGGAGGAGGUCAGAUUCCAGAGGUACUUUUCCAACAAAGGCUUUUAACAGGAACAUUAGCCUUCCCUCUUCCUCAGUUCCUACAGCCACUGCGCCUGUGAGGUCCACUGGGCUCAUUCCUCACAGGACAACCAACAGAACCUCUUCCGGUCCAGUGCCUACCACAUCUUUGAGCACCCGGGCUCAUUCUUCUUUAACAACCUCCCGCUCCCCAGCUGUCGUACCCUCUUCUCCUAAGGGGGUAUCAUCUAGCACCCCUCCAGGACCGUGGCUCACAGACAAAACCCCCAGCACAUCCCUUAAUCCCAGGGCCGUGGGGAGUAAGGGGAGGGUUUUCAUCACAGAGGACCAGCCUCCCGUCAUCAAAGAAGAAAUAGUCCAAGUCCGUCUGCUGAUUGUGCUGGAGAGGGAGUCAGGGGGAGACAAGGGUCCCCCGAAAUCUCUGCACCCUGAAGACCUGGAGCAGGAUGCAGUCAAACAGGUGGAACCGUUUCUCCAGUCUCUGUCUGGAUAUCAUGGUGUGCAGGCCUCCGUGACCAGGACAGCAGAGGUGCAGUGUGAUGCCCAGUUUGGCACUGGGUCAGCACUGUCCUGGCUGGGGCGCCCAGGGUGGCUGUUGAACAGCACGGGUCUGGGUGAGGCAGUAAGGCGUGGGCUGUACGUCAGUGGGGACAGGGUCCGCAGCAUCACUGUCGGAGAGCUGCAGUCUGAUCUGUGCACCUGGCUGUUCCAGUGCCCACCAGGGUUCCAGUGCCAGCCGGCUGGAUUGGGCAACGCCAGCUGCUCCUCGCUGUGCCACACAGACUACUGCAAGCACAGCGGCAUCUGCACCCACCACAGUGGUCAGCAGCCGGCGUGCCAGUGCCCAGUAGGGGAGGAUUUCUGGUUCAUGGGCCGGAGGUGCGACUACAGGAUGACGCGGCAGAGGCUGGUGGGCAUUGCCCUGGGGGCGCUGCUGUCCUUGGCGGGGCUCAUGGCCGCCCUCUCCUGCCUGGCGCUCCGGCGCUUCAAGGCCAUGCUGAUCCGGGCCAAGGUGGACCAGACCCGCAGCAGUUACCGCAGGUUCAGCCGUUUCGAUGACCUGUCGGGCCGGUUCUGGGCUCAGUCCUGGCCUGGCUCAGCUGCAGACUCCCUGGACAACCCGGCUUUCAGCCGCUCCGACGAGCUGCUGCACCUGCGGGCGCUUGAUCGCACCUGCUGCUACCACGACGACUCCCUCUCCAUCAGCUCCACCUACCCCGGCAGCGGGGCUCACCUGAACACCGUUUACUCACGCAGCUCCCAUUACAAUUGGGGCCUAAGCGAUGGCAGCAUCAACGACUGCAUGGCCGACUCGGGGAAGGCCAGCGACCUCUCCGUCUGCAGCUGGCCCAUCGAGCCCAUUCAGUGGACACCCUUCCCUCUCCUCCACCAGCUGGGCAUUCAGAGAGCGAGCAAGACACAUCGGCCUCACUCAUACUGCGAGGGGAUGGAGCUGGUAGACCUGGAGAGAACCUGGACUGCUUAAAGAAAACCACGAGCCCCCGAACAAAACAGCUAAAUACAAGUCACGUUACAGUGGACUAUCCAAAACGCAUCUCAACAUCCACAGCAUUCCCCUUGCUAUUUAUAAAGUAUACAUACCAAGUACAACUUUAUUCAGUACUGUAUAUACACUAAGUGCAAAUCCAAGGCUUUUAACUUUAAUUUUCAUAUAUUUUUUUAAAAGCAACCUGUAUUCUAGUUUGUAACAAUAUGCGCAACUCAAGUCUGGGGUUAAGCAAAUAAAUCAUAUUUGGUAGAAUGUACUUAAUAAUGGUUCAAAUACUGGCACUCCACUAUUAAGCCUGUGUAAUACUCAAGAUUUCCUUUGACUAAGGGUUGAAUUGUAUUCACUCUGGAGAACUUUUCAAAAACACCUUUUUUAAAAAUAGCUGCAAGUUCUACCUUUUGAGAUAAAGCUAAAACACAAGAAUACUACCUAAAAACAAAAGAAUUAAGGUCCAUGGCUUAGCCUAAUGCUGACUUCUUUCUCUUGUUGAAGCUUUUUAUCAGUUGUGCAUCAUUGUAGUAACUAAAUCAAUAUUGUAAAUAGUUUGUAUAUAUAUAAUGUACAUUUUUUUUCUGCACGCAUUUAACUACCAGUAAAAGAUUACAUUCACCACUGUUCUAGCCUUCCAGAGCCUCUUCAUUACUGAGGCUUGGCAUUUCAAAAGACAAACCUGCGUUCAAAAAUAAACAA